AUGAAGCGUGUAUUCGUUUUGUUAUUCUUGGCCAUCGGUUCUUUCGAGUUUUUUGUGGAAGGAAAGAAAUAUGAGUCCCAGAAUGGACCAUUGCUCGAUAGAUUGCUGCGCUACAGAAGACAGACCGGGGGAGUAAACUAUGGCUUUCCCACGUUUCCCGAUUUCACGAAACAAGCCCAAUUUCCUACCUAUGGACAACAGAAUCUUGGAGGAGGAGUAGGACCCAGUGCCGGAGGGGGAUUAUUUUCUCGUAGUGACUUUUCGGAUUUCAUGCCAGAUCCCUCGCAGCUCAAGGGCAAUCAAGCAUGGACUACGAAGAGUUGCGUCUAUGAUUCGAAGGGAAAGGAAAAGUGCGUUGAACAACGUGGCGAUAAGCCGAAACACUAG
Anopheles marshallii is the source of this 387-nucleotide messenger RNA. RefSeq lists its product as uncharacterized. The record is from RefSeq and is a predicted model, not a curated record. The coding region runs from base 1 to 387 and encodes 128 amino acids. The transcript has 3 exons. NCBI's taxonomy places the organism in Eukaryota, Metazoa, Arthropoda, Insecta, Diptera, Culicidae.